Molecule: messenger RNA, 4847 nt
Organism: Strongylocentrotus purpuratus (purple sea urchin)
Lineage: Eukaryota; Metazoa; Echinodermata; Echinoidea; Camarodonta; Strongylocentrotidae
Exons: 2
Coding region: 849-1973 (374 amino acids)
Source: RefSeq, a predicted model, not a curated record
AUUGGGACUUCGUAAGGGGUCUGCGCAUCGUCGCGCUCUAAUCAGAAUCUAUGAAUGGUCGAAUGCUUGGCAACGCACGCUCAGACGAUUUCUCACAAUCGGGUGACAAGAAAAGAAAUGUUUUGUCAAUAGCACUAGUCGAUAAUGCACACAGAUCAGAUGGCGUGAAGAUGCAACACUUCCCUGACAGUAUCUGGAUUAGUGAAGAAGAGGAUUCUUGGGGCAAGAUGGGAAAGGAAAUAGGUGUAGCUAGGGGGCUCUCGAGGCGUUGAAGAUUCUCAAACUAUUGUCAGAAGUAUGUUGACACACGGAUUUUGAGCACAGACUAAAUAGAUUGUACUCCACUUGUCUAAAACAGAACAUAUCGGAUGAUACAAAGUUUUGUGAGUCUGCCAUCCACUUUACUAGCUCGAGGACCCAGUUUGUAUCGCCCCAUUCGGAAAUGCUCGACGAAUGAUUCCAAGGACCGUAGAAUAUAUUUUGUAUAAUCUAGGAGACAUGUACCCGAUCAAAAUGCCGUCUUGAUUAUCUCUCGAGAAGAUUCGUUUCUGGAAUGUAAUCUCCUGUCACGACAGCAACAAUCAGGACAGGAGCUAUACUCGUGAACACUGGAAUAGCAGAGACAGUUUGAUGAGGGAAUUGAGCAACAAAAAAGCUAAUACCGCGACUGGCAGUGCUGAACAAAAAAGGUAUCCAGAUAACCGACAACGUCUUGAAGAAACCCGCGUGAAACGGACCACACCAAUGGAUCAUUUACACAAAGCAGCACCAAGCCAACACAUAUUUAUAUACUAUUAGUGAUACUGGAUAUGACAUCAUAAUGAUGCCUACUUUGAGGUAGUGUAAUCAUGAGACACGAAUCAAAGACCGUCCAUGUGGACGAGAGGCCGAGCUUUGCCGGAAGUCUGGUUACCAUCUUUGCUGGUCAGGGAGCCCGAUCAGCAGACAGCAAGACAACCAGAGAGAACCUCCCGGGAAAGAGUAGAGUGGGACGAAUCCUUCUCAAUGACAACCACAGUCAAGACCGGCUCCUGGGUAUGAAACUUGCAGACAUCCAUCAGAUGCAACGGAAGGCAGAGACCUUCAUCACUCAUCAACAGAAGACCUUCCUCGCCAAGAUGGAGAAACGCCAGGAUACGUGGGUUAGAGAGCACAUCAGGUUUUCCACCGGGACCAACUUGUCACGACCCCCUGAGGAUGGAGAGCGGGAGGUCCCACCAACCAGAGAAACGUACAAGUCAUUUCUGGAGGGUGGUGGUGCAGCUGAAGGAGUCGACUCAACAGACGCUCCUAAAGAAGGAGAUGGAACUCUGCCUGCAAUCACGUACCUCACGGAAGGACCAGAUAGUUCAUCGAGGAUUGUUGGAAACGGUGCAACAAUCUUCGCUAAAGAACCUGACGCUUACGAUAGAACUCCUAAUAAAGGAUUUGUAGGUCUUCCGCCAAUCACCGAGGGCAAGAAAUCGGGCUUUGCUCCAUCUGGAAAUAUAAAUGAUAUGUUCGACGAUAAGGCUUUUAAGCGAAGUGCCAGAAAAUGGCCACCAACAAAGGGUUCAGAGGGCGCGGCGGCUAGUUUACCCGUUCUCGAUCUUAAUGAACCUAGAACAAUGACCGCAGGGAAGCUAUCUAACAUGAGUGCAAUAGAAGAACUAGAAGAAUUUCCAGAGAAAUGCAGCCCUUCGCCUCAGUUCCUGUUAUCACGAUCCCUCCCGCUGAUGCAACUGGACGAACAGCAUACGCGAAAGCUUCGAGCUCGUAGAGAACAUCAGCCGAAAAUCCGACGAAAGCGAUCACGGAAUAUGAGCGCUAGGGUGGUCGACAACGACAACCCUUUAGCUGAUGACAGGUUCGUAAAGCUGCAUGAACUUUUAGCAAGCGAGGCUGUCGCUGACCACGAGUCGAGGGAGUUGACUGCAAUAGCAAGAGGGUUUCUUGCAGCCCAAAAAUUUGGACAAAGCUGGAAAAACAAAUGAUUGUCUCAAGUACCACGAUGUACGCAACAUGAACAAACUGCCAAUGAAUUCAAUGUAUUUUCAUUACAAUGUGUCUACAUAAUAUGCCUUCAUAGGGAAGGGGGACUCCCCCAUGACUGUUUGGCUACGAACAGAUUCUAGAAGCAUCAUUGAAGGACGAUGAUAAUUAAUAUUUAUCAAUCUACUCUACACUGUCUAGCAAUACGUCUGCUCGGAGCCGGAAAGGUGUAAACUCUGUUUUAAAGUAAAUGGUCUAAUGCCCCUUUGGGAUUUUCUCUGAGUUUCUGAUUUACAAUUUACAACACUGAGCGUAGGCUUAUCUUCAAAUUCACAGACUGUAGAAACACAUUAGCGAUUCACAUUUUCUUCGGAUUAAAAGGUAUCGGAACACGAUUCAACAUUAAUAUAUAAGGAGUAUAAAUAUUCAGGCACUGUCCAUAUUAUAUAGUUUCAAGGUUUUGAGAGUGCAAUUGACACACAUAACACCUUUUGGCAAGCUUGUAGUUAUCCCUUUUUCACAGUUUGGUUUCUGCAAGCACCCUCUCCCCAAUUCUUCUUCCCUCUUCUGUUUUUGAUCAGAAAGCCCAUUUAGUAUGUACAUGUAGUAGCUCAAUUUAUUGUUUUGGGUGGCACCAAGUGCAUAUCUAAUGUGACGGAAUGAUUCUCAAGCAUUUCUUCGCCACGUACACCCCGGCACUAUACCUGCUUGCAGUUUGAUUAUUACUGUGUAUAAAUUACAUCACAAACGUGUUAUAAUAUUUGUAUGUGUUACGGAAAAUCGGUGUCAGAAAUACUUUGUUUUAUUUUUCACAUAGCUUUGAUAUUGAGGGAGAUUUCAAACCAUUCUGUCAUUCCGCAUCUUGUUUUUAGUUUCAUUUGGUAUUCUGUAAUUGGAUUUCGAUAAUAUCUUUUUCUUGAAUCAGGUCCAGAGCCAUUUAUUUAGAGAGUUUGGCUAACCCGAUUUGUGUUAGGCACUCUAUUGCAAUUACUGCUUUGCUGGACAAAAGAAUAUACGCCAUGUUGUGACGAUAUAAAAACCAAAUUGGCCUAACUCUGUGUGUAAAUGGCUCUAAAAGGGUCAAGGUAUAUACUUUUAGUAUUUAAAAUAUUAAGAAUGAUUGGAUCUUAACAUUACCCUAUCGUCAAAAGGGUCAUCUCGCUAUUUAUGGGAAAAGUUUAGGAAAUGGUAACCCACAAGAUGCACAACGCACUUUAUAGAAUCUAUUAUAUGAUUGUGAUCAAUCGAAGGACUAAAAUGGUAUCAAGGUGCCCUUUUUCAAAUUGGUUUGCAUGAUCAGCUGCUGAUUAUGUUUUAGUGAUGAGGGUACUAAACCUGUUAUUUGAAAUAAUAUUUGAAUGUAUUCAAGGGGAUACAUUCUUCAUUUAUUUAUUAUUCAUUCAUCUAUUUAGUUAGUUUAACUUUUCUGGAGAAAUAAUUGGACUCGAUUACAAUUAAUAUUUUUUAGAUUCGUAUUCAAGAAGAAAUAAAAGCACUUGGCUGCUAUUUUAAUCACAUUAUUUUCUUCAUAUUUUUCAUUCACUUAUCAUGUCUUCUGUAUUGCUGCAUGGAUACUAAGGGAUAUUCUCCUGAUGACAAAUCGCAAUUUUGUUACACCAUUAAAAUCACUCAUCUUUGGUAUUGAGCUUUUAUAUAGCGAUCAUUAUCCGCAUCAUGCACAAUGGCGCUGGAAUAUUUCUUCGGAUUUUAGGCUACCAUUAUUUAAAAGGCGACUAUCCCUAUCUUCAAUUUAUUCGCUACAUUGUACAUCUUCAAAAAAAGUACAUAAAUAUGUAAUUAAGCUAUUUUUGUUUUACUAUAAAUCAUUUAACAGUGCCAUGAAGUAAAACGGUGCCUUUUCAAAAAGAUACAACAUAUGCGUCUAACCAUUUGGAAAUGUGUUUCACUAUUAUAAUUAUUUUGGUAAUAGCAUUAUUGUUCAAAAGAAACUGACCGAUGUUGAUCUUGUUAAUUCUUCUAUUGUUUACUUAGAUUAGUUUCGUUUAUAAAGUAAAUAACACGAUAGUAAAGACUUUCCAUACAUCAACAGAGGGCCAUUUUCAAUACCCUGUUGAAUUCCAUAGAGAAACCAGUUUCGGCUUACAUAAUACACCACAAUACACCCAUAGGCCCGAAUUCACAAAGGAGGUUUGUCGACAAGGUUUGUCGACAAACCUCCUUUAGAUCUUUACAAACCAGGUUUGUAGAAAACGCGUAAAAACGUCAUAUGACGUACGAAAACCAAGGUUUGUCGGCAAACCUCCUUUGUGAAUUCGGGCCAUAAGGUUUGAAUAGUUUUCCCUGACCUCUCUUAAAUAAAUGAUUGUGACAAUAUAGGUUAUGCUUGAUAGAACAAGUGUUUAUCUCAGAACUGUAUUAAUCAGUUUCUAUGACUCUUAAGAUUGAUCAAUACAGUUAUGAGAAUAUAAGCUUUACUUAUCAAGAAUAAAUCAUAUUGUCACAAUCAUUUCAUGAAAAAAUGUCGGAAAAAAUUAUUCCGACUUCAUGGGCUAUAGUGUACGUCACUGCUCAUGUUCUUAUAUUUCAAUAGAUGAUGCACGGGCUAUUAAAAUCGCCUAGGGUUGAUUUACAAAAGUGUUUGCGAUUUUGGUUAAAGAACAUUUACUUGAAAGUGUCAGUCAUACGAGAUAUCUUAUUAUACUUGUCGAUCCGGACGAUUUGCCUCUCUUUCAUUUUCGUUAGAAUUUGUCUGUACCAAAACAUUGCUUUUGUUAAGAAUAUUUUUGCCAAUGUGUACAGUAUGUAUCAUGUACUUGUGCUACUAAUACGUCUUUUUUUUAUAAUAUCGUAUAUAUUUUGUGCAAUGAAUACUGUUGAAUAUCAAUAUUAAAACAAAAAGGUGAUUUUAAUCUCAA